This is a messenger RNA of Colius striatus (speckled mousebird), 4499 nucleotides long. RefSeq names its product mesothelin-like. The record is from RefSeq and is a predicted model, not a curated record. Gene Ontology annotation, biological process: cell-matrix adhesion. The coding region runs from base 652 to 4032 and encodes 1126 amino acids. The transcript has 30 exons. NCBI's taxonomy places the organism in Eukaryota, Metazoa, Chordata, Aves, Coliiformes, Coliidae. Gene Ontology annotation, cellular component: cell surface.
UGCACCAAGUUCUGGAUGUUCCGAAAGCCAUAUGCCAAAGCAAACUGGAGCAGGACUGUUCCAUCCUUCUCCAGGGUCACCUCCUGGAAGUCCUUGUUUCUGAGGAACAAGAGCAGAGAAAAUAUCUUCUCUAAAUUAACUUCUAUUUUAAACUUCCAAGACCCCUGUGCUAAAACAAAGUUCUUUGAGAAAGCUUACUGGAGAAAGCAGCCCUAGUUCUCUGACACCCAAACCAAACUGCUGAAGGAAGAAGCUUGCAGAUGCUUUCCCAGCCUCAUUUGGGGACCUGCCACCUGCACUGAGCUUGCUGAAGAUCACCUAUGUUAAAUAAAUCCUUAAAAGCCAAGCAAAUGGGAUCUCCACAAGUGUUUCACUGUGACAAGCCUUAGGAGUUGGCUUCAGACAACUUACGCAUCAAAGAGGCCACUGAGGGAACUUUUAAAUUGCAAUGUAUCAUAAAACCAGGGAGCAAACCACUACCAAAGGCUCCCAGACUCCCAAGAAGCAGAUUUAAGAAGCCAGAGACACACCCUGGUUUGCUCAGUGAAAAACAGCCCUCCAGGAUCGUAGUCCUGCACACGCAAGUGCCAGCGACCAGCAGCGUGGAGGUGAUUCCUUGAAUGUGUGGGCACUGUGAAGACCUUUGCAGAAAUGCUGCCUUUACUUCCAGGACUGGGCUUCCUCCUUUUGGCUGGUUGGCAAGUAGCUGCUGCAACUUCUGCUGGGCCGUAUCUGUGCUCCAGCUCCCCUGUCAAUGAAUCUGCUGUGUGUGCUUCAGUGAAAAGUGUCAGUCAAGAGAUGCUUCUUGAGAUAACCCGUGGCCAAGCCUCCCCCUGCAGCCUCACUUUUGGUCAAUAUGCCUGUUCAAAGCGUGCUUGGCUCCAGGACCUUCAGGAUGAUUUCCUCAUAUCCUUGUAUUCUUGCCUUACCCCUAAACCUGUCAGUGAUAUGGAUCGAGAAUACUCCAUCCUGUUCUUUUCCAAAUAUGAUGCCAAGAAGCUUCUAGCUGCCCUGACCAUGUUCAGCCAGCGGUUUUCUCACACGCCUCUUUCGCUCGAGUGGAACAUCAUCUUUGUUAAUGGCCUGUGGGAGAAGAUAAUGCAAAUACCGGAUAUUGACAGCCCAUCUGUUUUGUCUCAGUGGGUCCAAGAGGGGCUUCAGCCAUUCCUCGUUGAGCCCAAGGUCUUUGCUUGCCUCCAUGCCAAAAACAUGUUGUGUGAGACGUUUCAGAUGAUAGUUGCUGCCCUGAAUGACAUAUAUUCUGACCUAUCGGUGGAAGAACAGAGGAAUCUCUACACUGGGAUGAAGUACUAUCUCAUCCAGGAUGGAUCAAACCAGAAGUGCUAUAGUGCAGUUGUUCCAGGUCUGAAUUCCACUGCUUGGUUUGAACAUUAUCUUGGAUCCUUUUUGGAGCAUGCUACUGUUGAAGACCUGCAGCUUUUUGGUGAUGAACCAACACUACAAAAAUUUGCCAGGGAUCCAGUCAAUAUGCAGUUGAUCAGCAACCUCACCUUGCUGCGGGAGACAGCGCUGUACUACACCUCGCUGCUGACCUCUGUGCCUGCUUUCCCCUUAUCAAGUCUCCCAGACAGAUUUGUUUGCUACCUGAGACCUUCAGCAGUGAGCAACUUGAGCAGAGAUGAUGUUUUGAGCUUGGCCCAGAGGAUCAGUAAGAACUGCCUACUGAACCUGACACACAGAGGAACAACUAGAGAAAGAGCUCCCUUCUCCCUUACAACAGAAGAGCUGCAGGUUGCAUCCUCUUUGGUGAGAAAGUUUGAUCAUUUCUCCCCUGCAAUCCUGCAUGCAUUGGGCCAGACUGCAGUUGGACUCUCUGUACCUGACAUUGAAAAUAGCAUCAGUGAUAAAGACCUUGAAGCAUCUAUUCCUGCCUUGGGUGAAGUUCGUGGCUGGAAUGCUGACCAGUCCAGUGCUAUUAUCAACAAACUCCUCAGCUCUGGCUAUCAGAUCCGGAAUGGACAGAGCCUGGCAAACCUAGGGAGCUUGAUGACUGGCCUCAACAGCAGCACACUUCAAAGUCUGCCUCCAGAACUGGUCGUGGAAGCCAUUAAGUUGCCUGAGUUUGUGCAGCAAGUGGUGACCGUGCCCUCUGCUCUGAAAAGGACAUUUGUGGAAAAGGUUUCCUUCAGUGUAGGCCACCCUGCUGAGCUGGUUAAAUAUAUCCCUGAUGCUCUGGCCAGUUACGUUCCAAAAUCAUUACUCGUUUUUGGGGAAGAGAAGCCCAAUAUUCAGGAUCUCAACAGUAAAAUGUGGACCAGAGAACAGGCUGCCAUGUUUUUCAGUGAUGCCAUACAGAUGGAGCCUGACUUCAGCAGGCUUUCCCAGUCAGUCCUCCAAGGCUUCACAUGUGCAGAUGCCAAUGGGAUGGAAGUAGAAAGAUUUCAGGAACUAGCCAAAGUCAUGAAGAAGAAGAAUGUCAAGCUAGGAGAAGAUGAGCUGAGUUGCUUAGUGAAGAUGGUGACACUGCAUGGGAUUCCCAAGGAUCUGGACAGCUAUCCUGAAGACCUGUUGCUGUUUUUAAGUCCUUCAGACUAUGCAGAGACUGGAAGCUGUGAGCAGUACUUUGCUAAUAUUGGGAAAGCAAAUCUUGAUAUUUUGCAAAGAGAGUCGUCUCAGCGGAAACAACUGCUCCUGGAGGCUUUAGCAUGUUUGAAAAUUCCUGGCACACAAAUAAACAUGGAAAAUGCAGAGAUUCUGGGACAUCUGGUCUGUGACCUGGGUGGAGAAUACAUUAGAAGUUCUGGUGGGCAUUUGCUGAAGCAGUUAAGCCAGUGUGAAUCUUUCCUGCCUGAUCAAGAAGAGGCGAUUAGGACUGUCACCAGCAGUGGUAACACUACAUUUGGGCCCCCUGUAGCGUGGUCAGCUUUCACCUUGCAUGAGCUGAGUGGAUUGAUUCCUAUAUUUGAUCACAGCAUCUUGCAGAAGAUCCCCAAGAAUGCUUUAAUUCUUUGGCUGAAGAACUUUGCACAUGAAUCACAUCUGUCAAGGGAACAGCUGGCUGCCAUUGUCGAAGAACUCCUGCCUACUAGGCAUAAGCGUGCUGUGGAUUGCCCACCUGAAAAGAAGAUAACAGACGUCGUUCUUGAUGAUGACUUGAUGCCUAUUUACUACACACCUGAGGAGUUACGUGCUUGCCUGAAGAAUGUCUCUCUGGAAAAUCACUUAUCUCAGAUACUGACCUAUUCCUUCAGUAAUGAGCAAUUAGCUGUGCUGAAGGAUAAGUUGGAUGAGACUUAUCCUGAUGGGUAUCCUGAAAGUCUACUUCCCAGACUUGGCCCUCUCCUUUCAUUCAUCACCCUUCAGGAUCUUUCCAAAUUGAAGAUCACUUCAGCUAACACGCUGACUUUCUUGCUCAAAGAUCGGAGUGAUGAUCAGGCCUCUGCAAUAAUCAGACGAUAUAUUGACUUGGGAAAUGCCUUGAAUGCCACUGCACUGAACGCAAUUGGUAGGAACUACACAUGUCUUCUAAAUGCCACCGAGUUGGCCAUGAUAGACCCCAACACCUUGAAACUGGCAACUCUGAAUUCUUCAGGCUGUUCACAGUUUACGAAAGACACCUUAUAUGAUAAAGCAAAACGUGCUUUUUCAGACCAGCACUAUUUACCUGCUUACUAUAAGCUUAUUGAACCAUAUCUAGGGGGUGCUCCUGGUGUGGAUCUCAAAGCUCUAAGUAAGGACAACGUGAACAUGAAAAUCAGUACUUUUGUGAACUUGCGAGAAGACUCUUUGUUGAGCCUGACGCCUUCUGAGGUUCAGGACUUGCUGGGAUCACAUCUUGGUGAUCUGAAGAAAUGGCAGAACAAGCCUCCGGUCUGGAAUUGGGUCCAAAGGCAGAAACAAUCAGAACUAGAUCAGCUGCAUAUUGGGCUCACUGGGGGAACACAAGAAGGCUACAUCAACGUUGUUGUGCCCAAGUUACCAUCCUCAGCCUCGUUGGGUGCUGUGGCCAUGAUGCUCCACCUCCUGCCUUCUCUGCUUAUCAGUUUCCUGAUGAUGUCAGUUUUGUCUUGAAAAUCUUCCCUCAAGAGAAAACAAAAUGAGGGGGACCAGCCUGUCACCUGCUCUGGGGCUUGUUGGGACAGCUACACCUGGGGGGUGAGGGGUCAUGGGUGCUAGCAGGCAACUGUUAUACAGCCCAGGGUUCACUUUUAGCUACUUUUGUCUUUCAAAUCACUCAAAAAAAUCCCCCAGUGUUCUGACUGAAGCACAGAUUUCAGACUCCACAGAGCAGGAUCUUUGGCUUUUGGUACAGACCAAACACAGGUGAGCCCCAUCCACGUUACUGCAACACAAACGCUGUCAAUAUUUCCCAGUGCAACCCUGGUGGGUUUAAGGGUGAGCAAAUUGGCUGCUCUGCAUGUUACGGGUUUCUCAAAGAGCCUGAUCCCUUCAUACUGCCCAGACCUCUGAGUGGGAGUGAAGUUUUCUGGCUGAUCAUAAAUAAAUAAUGGAACUAAGUAAAAAAUGCCAGAAGCAAA